This is a messenger RNA of Crotalus tigris (Tiger rattlesnake), 2576 nucleotides long. Its product is annotated as zinc finger and SCAN domain-containing protein 2-like. The record is from RefSeq and is a predicted model, not a curated record. Bases 75 to 1013 code for a protein of 312 amino acids. NCBI's taxonomy places the organism in Eukaryota, Metazoa, Chordata, Lepidosauria, Squamata, Viperidae. The transcript has 2 exons. Gene Ontology annotation, molecular function: DNA-binding transcription repressor activity, RNA polymerase II-specific. Gene Ontology annotation, biological process: negative regulation of transcription by RNA polymerase II.
UGUGCGGAGCUUCUCCUCCUCCUCCUCUUCCUCCUCCUCCUCCUCCUCCCCCUCCUCCCUCUUGCAGGGCCGCGAUGCAGCGCCACAAGCCCCGCGUGGGGCGGCUCCCGGCCCGCCGCGCCACCGAAACCGAAGCGGCGGCGGCGGCGGCGGCCGUUGCAACGGCUCCAGAAAGGGGGGUCCCCAUGGAGGGGGCAGACCAGCAGACGGCGGCGGUGCGGACCCACCAGGGUUCCCCUCCGGGGGACAAGCCGUUUCCCUUCCCGGCCUGGGAGGAGAGCUCGGGGGACGAGAACGGGCUGGUGAUCCACAGCCAGGUGGAGGAAGAGGAGCACAAAUGCGGGGUGUGCGGCGAGAGUUUCAGCCAGCCGCUGGGCCUGCUCCGCCACCAGAAGCAGCAGCACGCCGGCGAGCGGGCCUUCGUCUGUCCCGAGUGCGGCCGCGGCUUCAGCCUCAAACACAACCUCAUCAUCCACCAGCGUAUCCACACCGGCGAGAAGCCCUUCGGCUGCGGCGUCUGCGGGAAACGCUUCAGCCUCAAACAGAACCUGCUCACCCACCAGCGGGUGCACGGCGGUCCGGCUAGGCGCCCUUUGGCCUGCCCGGCGUGCGGGAAGAGCUUCCGGGAAGAACGGCUGCUCGCCGCUCACCAGGAAAAGGACUGCGAGCGGCAGCAGGCCGACAGCCCAGACGGCGAAGCGGGGCGCGUCGGCGGCGAGGGCGAGGAGCGUUUAGCGCAGCGGCGGCUGAGGGUCAAGCCCCAAGGGAAGCCGCCCCAGACCCGAGCCGCUUUUGCCCGCCAGGCCUCUGGGGAACCCUUGGGGGGCCGAAGUGGCCUCGCCGGUUCGCCGAGGACCCGGCAAACCAAAGAGGAGACCCCCAAAGGCCCGAAGCAGAGGCUGAGCAGGCGAGACGCCCCCUUCCAGUGUCUGACGUGCGGGAAGAACUUUUCGCAGAAAGGGAACCUGGCGGCGCAUCGGAGGAGUCACCUGGAGCAAGAGACCCUCAGCUGAGGACGGGCCGAGAGAGGGUGUCCUGCUGGGCCUGAGCGUUCGGAGUGGUGGUGGUGGGCAGCGGCCUUGAGGAGGGACCAAGAGCAAGGAGAAGGGACAGCCCCCUCCCCAUCUCGGAAUCGGCCCUCCGAGGAACAGUGUAGAAAAGACCUUUUUUUUUUUUUUACGUUCUCCGCCAAGUCCCGUUCCACGUACCAGGACCUCGAACUGACAUAAAACUAGACGACACAGGGUGCUUAUCAUAUUUCGGCAUUUUUGUACCUCCUGCCAGAUCCUGGAUCGAGUCCCACCCGUUUCCCCCCCUCUACAUUUUGCAUUCCGUUUUUGUCCCGUUGCGAUGGAACACCGGCUCCUGUCUCCCAAGUCCGCGGAGCGCCCACCGUAGCAGAAUCGCGCCGCAGGCCUGGCGGGGGGGGGGAGCAGGGUCCUAGCUUUGCCAAAGACAAAGAGGGGGAAGGAGGAUCAGGGUAGCCGUCGGAUCAGCCGGUUCCGAGUUUGCAACGGCGAGCCGCCUCGGAAGCCGUUCCCUGUGGAUUUGAACCCGAGGCGUGCGGCAUGAACAAAAGAGGAUCGCGUCUCUCGUUGGAAGCCGUUCCCCUGUGGAUUUGAACCCGAAGCGUGCGGCACGAGCAAAGGGGAUCGUGAUGGGCCCGACGGCGUCGUGGAGAUAAUCUGGCAUCUUUGAGCCGCUCAAUUAUACGAGACUCCACUGAGGAACCGAGGCACCUGCUAGAAAGUUCCUGAAUGUUCCAUACUCCGAGCGGCAGUACCAUCCCCGACUUGGAUCCGGCCAAGAGGUAUCUCUUGGAAGAUCAGCGGCUCGGGAAGACCGGGAAGACGUGAGGGAGGGGAAAGCCCCAAGUUGGAGGGGCUGUGUUCCCAGAGACAACCCCCCCCUCUCUACUUCCCCUGCAAGGUUUACCCGUGGAACUCCCUGCUCUGCUUCCCUUCGCUGUCCAGCCGGGCCAUCAGCUAGCUUUGUCGUUCGCCAGCUUUGUCGUUCCGUUCGUUUACGGUUGAUAGUUAAACCACGUUCGGCCCGUUUCAGAGGCUUUGGAACAUUCCUUCGGUUGAGCUGGACCUGUUAAACCACAAGACUGAGUCGCCGCGUCUCAGUUUUCUGACCCAAGGGACCAGUAUCCCAUACACACACCACACACACACACACACACACACACACACACACCAGUCCCUGCUGCUUUUGCUAUCCAAGCUUGGACGAAGCUGAUGUGGCAAGGAGUGUCCCAUCCUGGCACCCAAAGUGGGGGGUUGUUGAGUGCCCGGGGACCCCCAGGAGUGGGAGAUCCUGGUAAGGUCACGGGAAGGAGGGGGGGUCUGUCCGGGAUGCAGAGAUGCGAUAUAUGAAGGUCUCCCAGCGGAGGGAUUGGAAAGGGGGGGGGUGUCUGCAAGUGCGGGAUGCCGGACGGGCUGGGCUGUGCUCUUCUCUCUCUUCCUUUUCCCUCUUUCGUUCCUUUCCUCCUUCCCUCCUUUUUUUCCUUUCGCUUUUCCCUCCGUCCCUCUUUUUUUUUUGUUUCUUUCUCCUCUCGUUUUCUCUCCCUUCCC